GUAGAUAGAUGUUACCAAUGCAUUUUACGUCCCCCCAUGUUGUUUCCAAGCACGAAGAAACGACUAUGGCGUUGUCGCGUCAACAAUUCGAGCGGUACUACGACUUCUUCCAGCUGCCAGAAUCACUGUCCGCAAACGCGUUGCCACCAGCAGCAGCAGCAUCUGCAUCCUUAUCCGCCAGUCCAGAACAGAAAUUGCGCGAACGACGAACGAAACGUUUGUUACGAAAGCGCGAGUCCUUCCAAGUUUCCAGAAGACGAAGAUCAGACAAUGAGCUCAGUAGGGUCCGGGAACGAGAUGAACAACACACCGCCACGGAUCCCAAAAAGUCCAACGGCGACAACAAUGAUUGGUUCGGCAGCGACCAGUGUAUUUCGGAAUUGUUGUCCAGGGGGAGGUGGCGGCAGUCGUGGUGGUGCAGUAGACGACGAGAAGAAACUGUUCCAGGCAUUUCUGGACAAAUUGUCGAGACCUCAACAGACAAAAUUGCUACAAGCAAUGGAGAAUGGUGGCUCGAUCGAUGGUCGAACAACGGAUUGUGUCCUUAUUCAACGCGAAGCCAUCAUGAAAGAGGAACCGAAUGUGAUUGCAUGUCGCUUUUGGCGUUGGCCAGAUUUGCAAUGUGCAACAGAACUGAAAAGGAUACCAGAGUGCCCGAACAACGCCGAUCCUGUGUAUAUUUGUUGCAAUCCGUAUCAUUGGGGACGACUCUUUUUUGCAGAUACUCCCCCUCCUCCUUAUCAACUUUACGACAUAGGCAGUCAAAACGUAGAAGGCCUUCUGUCAAGCGAAAGCAUGGAAGAGGGUUCCGAUCCCCCAGAAUCUUUACCUACUGACGGCGGAGAUUCAUUACAUCCGACGGGAUGGUGUCAAUUAGCUUAUUGGGAGCAAGCUCAACGUGUUGGUGAUAUAUUUCCCGUUGAAAAUUCAUUUGUGAAUGUAUUUUAUGAUCAGCCACGUGGGGAUGGUAUGUGUUUGAAAAUUUUAUCUAAUCAACGGAAGUCUGAAACUCCAGAAGCUGUUAAUAAAGUUAGACAAAAAAUUGGUUUAGGUGUAACACUUAGUCAGGAGACUGAUAGCGUUUGGUUGUACAAUCGCUCGUCAGAAGACAUUUUUAUAUAUUCGCCAACGCUAAACAAGGCUGAUGGUCGAUUUCGCGUUUCGAAAGUACUACCCGGCUACUGCCUUAAGGCCUACAAUUAUAGGGCUAUGUCACAAACAUUAUUGUGGCCAAAACAUAUAGCCGGUGCUCAAAUGGGCCCUGUCGAUACGUUUAGUAUGAGAAUUAGUUUUGUCAAAGGAUGGGGAAGUGGUUAUAAACGUCAGGAUGUUACUUCAUGUCCUUGCUGGCUUGAAGUGCUGCUAACACGACGGUGACGCCUUCUAACAAACCAAAUUUUUUUUAUUUUCUAUAAAAAAGAUAUAAAAAAGCAAAUGAAAAACAAAGAAUGAAACUAAUCACUUUUAAAAACGCCUUAAAAAAAUUAGAAAAUCGAAUCGAAGACGAUUUUUUUUAUAUAUAUAUAAAAUUUCAAUGAACGAAUGAUGUUCCCUAAUAUGCGACUGGUGGUCAUAGAGUUUCUAUGGAUUAGAAGAUAUGUUUUUAGUUUGAAACAACAUCGAAUUAUGAGUUAUGUUUUAUUCUUUAUCUUAGUUUCCCAAUGAAUUUGUUUUUGUUAUUUUACAUUGUCGUCCAGUCAGACCUUUUUUUUAAAUUCAAAAAGCAAGUAGACGUUUUUUUACUUUCAUUUGUUAGAUGUAUAAAGAACAAAACAAAACUAAUACAAUUUGUACAUAUAAAUAAUAACUACGGAAAAGAAUGUGAGAAAAAAAUAUGGAGACAAAUCGUGAGAUAAGUGUAACGCUAUAAGUUUACAUAAAUCCAAUGAUAAGAAGACAGAAAACACGAAGGAAAACUGUUGAAAUUUUCUUGAGACCUAGUCUGUUGUUGAGCCCAUGAGCGCAAGUGUUUAUAUAUGAUACAUAGAGCUAAGACGCGUGCAUUGAAUUUAACUAUUCUGAUGUAAAAUAUUUAAAAUUACAUUUGUAAACAGCAGCAACGGCGAAAAAAAAACACAAAACAAAUGAGAUACAAUAUAAUACUCUGUCCGUACCUACCAUACAAACACAGGAAUAUUGCAAAAAAUGGUAUAAAUCAGCAAAGAUAUACUAACGUAAACACACAAGACGUUAAUGCAACAAAUGAUGGAAAACAUAACUUGAGAACUGAGUGAUUCAAAAACGAAUGGAAGAACAACAGUAAAGCUAAACGAAAACGUGAAGCAGCAACACGAAAAUAUAAAAUAAAAUUGAAAAAAAAAGUGGAAACGCAUAUAUAUCAAAACAAAAAUGCCUGCAAUCUCGUUAUUCUUCUACUUCUUUUUCAAGAUAGAUUACUAAUAGAUAAUUCACUCAUUUGUAUGAUUGUAUGUACUCACAGAUUUCAAUUCCAAUUUGCAUAUUGUGAUAUUUAUAUUUAUUUUCUUUAAUUGCUUUUUCGCUUUUGAUGUUGAUAAUGAUAGAGUGAUGUUGAUGAUGAUUCUGAACAUGUAGUAGUCAAAGUGAACAGUAAGAAUGUUAAUUUCUAUAAAGAAUUCUAUGCAUAACAGUGAUCCGAAUUCAUCUAGUUAAAUUCAAUCAAUUUAGCUAUUUUUUUAAAUGUAUGCACGGAAUAUACAUGAAGAGAACUUUAAUUUUUAAGUUUUCUUUAUUUUGAAAAAUAGGCUUGGAAAAAUGUUGAGCUACAAUCAGAAAACGACAAAAAAUCGCUCCUUUCAUUCCCGUGAUUUCUCUUAUUCACAUUUAUUUUCCUCCAAUGUUAUGUUCUGUCUAUGAAAUUUCUCCGAAGCGAUCAAUUCAAAUUCAGUUCAAUCUUUCCGGUGACACAAAAUUCAAGUCAAAUUCAACAAUAUUUUCUCGGUGUUUGCUAAUUUACUUUCUUCCUCAAAUCUAAAAAAACAACUGAUCGUUUGCUAGAUAUUCAAAAUUUAUCUAGCAGAUGUUCAGAUGAAUUUCAGGAAAAAAGUAAAUUAUCUUCCAUUGUCCGAGCAAUUAAGAAAACAUUCUCCAUCUUAAUUUCAAGAUGUUCUGUCCAAUAAUUUGCAUUCUUGCAGUUUCCCCAGAGUAAUAUGUAGUUGAAUUUUUUAUAGACUGUUAUCAUUGGAAAUGAGAAUUGUUACGAGAGACCAAAAACCUUAUUUUUGGACGUGAAAUAAUUGUAAUUAUUCAGUCAUUUUGAAGCUGAAAUUAUCAUAUAUUCGGCGAAAAAAAGAGACUCCAAAAUAAUCUGACUGCGAAUGGAGAUUGAUGGAUCGUAAUGUCAAGACAAACAAUAAUUCCAUAAUUACGAUCCUUCGAAGAUGUCCUUGGAUGCAUGUCGAAGCUCACGCAUUCUUUAUGGAGCACUACCUGUUGUUCCGGAUACUGUGCAAGUCCUUUUGCUGGUAUACUCAUAUAUGAACUUAAUCUCUCUAUCUCUGCUUAAUUGUAUCAUUUAUACAAUUACAGGCACUUUAGAGGGAAACGUCAUGUAGUAAGUAACCAGACAAAGGAUUCUUAUAAUUUCAAUUUUGAUACAUAUUUCUAUCGAAACUUGAGAAAUCUAGCUGUCAAUCAACAAUCAAGUCUCGAAGAAGGUUCCCCUAAGGUAAGAUCCAGUUUGGUUUCUUCAAUACUUUUUAUGCGGAAAACAAAUUUUUCUUCGUUAUAAGAGGUGAAAAAUGUAUUUUGAAAAAUAUUUUCGAAUGUACUGUUUUUAAAUUUAAAAAGAUUUCGGCCUAAAGUAAAUCUCUCCCAAAAUUAGUUUAGGUCGAAACGUCACAAUAUAGCCAAAUUUAAUGAACAGUACACUUGGAAGUAUUUUUUUAAAUCAAACAUAGUCUCUACGGCCUCUUAUGGAAGAUCAUUUUAUUAUCAUACUUUUGAUGGCACGAUAGUUGAGGGGAAAGAGUAUGGGGUAGCCUCUCAAUCUCGUUGCUUUGGGUUCGGAGCCCAGUCGUCAUGUAUGUUUGUGUUCGUCUUUGUGCUUGUCACUUUCACACACUUUCAACUUAAACGUUGUCUCCCUGAAAAUAUGAAUAAAGCAAUUAAGAGACUGUGAGGAUACCCUAUACCCCAGGAGUGGAUUGGGAAACAUUCAAAAUCAUGCUUUUGAUUGAUAGAGAAUAUAUAAAAACAAGUUAAGAAGCCGAAAACUGGACACUGCGCUUAUAAAAGGUUUGAUGAUUUUCUUAUGUGCCCUCCUUUCAUUUGCACUUCGAGGCCUAACUCCCUCAUCCUCCAAGCGAUGCUGAAAGUUAUCUCCAAAGGAUACUAAUUAAGCCAUUUCGUCUUAUACUCCAUAUGGCGAUACUUUGCGAAAAAGUACACAUCUUUUGCAUGCAUGGGGAAUCCUCUCUUCAACUUAACAGAAGGUUACGUUACUCGCUGCAUUUAAAGGGUUGAACAGACCAGACAUUCCCACUAAAUUUCGUGACAACAAGUCUAGUUAGUAACUUGAAUUUAGCCGACAGACAGAUUGAUUUUAAUAAGGUUUUGUUUUACGCGAGAAUUAUAAAAAGAAAGCAGAAUCAUAUUUGCAACAGAAAUGAACUAAAACAGAACAAGAGGCAAGAAAAGGAUUGAUUCACCUCGAAUCCGAAGUUUUCUCGAGAGACGGCGGGUGGCAGAAUAGAGACUUUGGCAAAACUGAGCUAAUUGAGCGAUUUCAGCCGAAAGCCACAUCAUUUUCAAAUUUGCGUCCAGAUUUUUCAUCUACCUCCUUGGCAAUUACUGCAAAAAAUCAAGUGCGUAUCACCAUUUGAUGGGAGGAACGAGAAGCGAGAACAAACCAAUAUUUGACAUACGUCUUCUUUUUCUUCAGCCUUUAUCCCGUUCACAAGCAGCGGGCGGCUCGUCGUGGCCCGUUUCGCCAUUUGGCUCUAUCGAAUGCCUGAUUUGGGUGCAAUCUCGAGGCUUUUAAAUCCCCAUCCAGGGUAUCAAGCCACCGCUGUUUCGGCCUGCCUUUUGGUCGUUUAGCAUCG
Messenger RNA from Hermetia illucens (black soldier fly), 5021 nucleotides. RefSeq names its product mothers against decapentaplegic homolog 6 (gene Dad). Gene Ontology annotation, molecular function: I-SMAD binding; transcription regulator inhibitor activity. The coding region runs from base 37 to 1377 and encodes 446 amino acids. Gene Ontology annotation, biological process: BMP signaling pathway; transforming growth factor beta receptor signaling pathway; cell differentiation. NCBI's taxonomy places the organism in Eukaryota, Metazoa, Arthropoda, Insecta, Diptera, Stratiomyidae. Gene Ontology annotation, cellular component: heteromeric SMAD protein complex. The transcript is spliced from 6 exons. The record is from RefSeq and is a predicted model, not a curated record.